AUGAAUUCAAUAGGGUUUUUGAUGCCGCAAAAACUAGGAUUUAAUGAAUCUGAUGUUUCAGAGGUGUCACCAUGCAAGCGUUUUGUACAUUACAAGAAAAUCUUGGGAAGAGGGGCAUUCAAAGACGUCUAUGGAGGUUUCGACCGGGUUAGUAAUACGGAAAUUGCGUGGUGUCAAAUUUGUAUUGAAGAUGAAAAUACGAUGAAGUCUUCGUCUAACGAAGAAAAAUUGUGUUUCGAGGCUGUUUUAUUGAAGUCAUUGAAUCACAAAAACAUCAUGAAGUGUUUCUCAUAUUGGGUGGAUAAGAAGAACAAUACUAUUAAUUUGAUUACCGAAUUGUUCAGUUCAGGGAGUUUAAGGUACUACAGACAAAGAAACGGCAAUAUUGAUGCGCAAACAAUCAAGAACUGGGGGAGACAGAUUUUACAGGGGUUGCAGUAUCUUCACGAACAAAACCCGCGUAUUAUUCAUCGCGAUUUGAAGGGCGACAACAUCUUUAUCGACAUUACUACUGGAGAAGUAAAAAUUGGAGAUUUCGGUUUAGCAACUUUUAUGCAAGAAGGCCCCCUUUGCACUGUUGUUGGAACACCAGAAUACAUGGCACCAGAAUAUUAUGAUGAGGAGUAUAAUGAGUUAGUUGAUAUCUAUGCUUUUGGCAUGUGUUUACUGGAAUUAGCCACUUCUGAACAUCCCUACAGUGAAUGCACAAAUCCAGCACAAAUUUUCAAGAAAGUCACUGCUGGUAUACAGCCUCUUGCUCUUGGUAAAGUUAAGGAUCCUGAGGUGAAGGAGAUUAUAGAAAAAUGCCUAGUUUCUGCAUCCAUUAGGCCAUCAGCUGUAGACCUCUUGAACGAUCCAUUCUUCUCGUCCAAAAAUCCGAUGGAAAUCGAAAUGGAACGCGAUAAUGAAGCACAAUUAAAUAACUCUUCCCUGAUAAGCACUUCUGAUUCUGCUUUAUCAGUUGAACAGGGAAUGGUACAAUCACCCAUGGCUUUCACAGUUGACUCAAUAAGCAGCUUAUUUGCAGUUGGAAAGCAGUUUCAAUACUCUGGAUCGAAGAAUAAUCUUGAAAAGGUUUUAAGAGCAUCCUCCUCCGUUUAUGAAUCUUCCACAAGUGAGGUGUCCAUGAAUUCAAAGGUUACCUUCGCCUCUUCCUCUGGAGAAGUACACGGUGAUCCCGGCUUUUGUAUAUCUAGACUUACCCUGUCAGGAAAAACACUAGAAGGAGAGUAG
Molecule: messenger RNA, 1233 nt
Organism: Fraxinus pennsylvanica
Lineage: Eukaryota; Viridiplantae; Streptophyta; Magnoliopsida; Lamiales; Oleaceae
Source: the annotation of a GenBank genome assembly